CUCCCAGGUUAGCGCGCGCUCAGGCCAGGCCGCCCCUCUCUGCGCAGUCUGGAAAUGCACUUCCGGUUGGUGAGACGUGGCUGACAGUGGAAAAUCCUUCAGGAGGGAAAUCAGGAGACUGUCUGCUGCAGUGCUCCUGCUCUUAGACAGAAGUGCCUGGAUGGCAGGGUCAAGCCGGAGUAAAAACUGUAGGAAUUUCAGCCGGAUUAUUUUCCCGUGUUGGCAGUAACGACCUAAAAGGUUCCUCUCUGCCUUACAGCACCCUACAUGCUUCUUCCAAGUACUUUGCGGAGGUCUGGGCUGAUGAGCGCAGGACCUGAGAAACCCGUUUGGGCAUUUGCUGUGCUGCUCCUUGGCGCCGCCCUACUGGCAUCAUCCCUUGGUGGGAAGAUGAUGGCUCAGAUUGCUGUGGCCCAAGCAAAGACUGCACCUGCAGGACCAGGACCAUGGGGCAUUAAGAACCUUCUAGACCUCCAGUACCUGGAUGAGCUGUUCUCCAUAGAUAACCUAGAUGUUUGGUUCUGCUCCCUUGUGGGAUCGAUCGCCGUCGGACUCAGUGGCAUCUUUCCACUCUUAGUGAUACCCAAUGAAGCUGGAACAGCUUUGAAAACUGAGGCUGGGUGUCAGAAGCUGAAGAAGCUGCUGAGUUUUGCCAUUGGUGGUCUCUUAGGCGACGUGUUUCUCCACCUCCUUCCUGAAGCCUGGGCUUACACUUCCAGUCCUGAUGGGUCCCACAGGCACUAUCAUACGCAGGGUUUGUGGGUGAUAGGGGGUCUGCUGUCCUUUCUGAUUUUGGAAAAGGUGUUCCCAGACGAAGACAGUGACACAGAGAGCAAAGCUACCUGCCAAAGAACUGAAUCAUCUUCAACAGAUCUGAGCAGCGAGGUCUCUGUGUCCCCACAAACAAAUGGCAUCUGCUCAAACAACAACUCCGACUCCAAGCCAAAGACUGACCUCAGCCUUUACACAGAGCCAAAGAAAAUAAAGACAAGUGGUUAUCUAAACCUUCUUGCUAACUGCAUUGAUAACUUCACUCAUGGGCUGGCAGUGGCAGGAAGCUUCUUAGUAAGCCGAAAGGUCGGUUUCUUAACAACAUUCGCUAUUCUGCUUCAUGAGAUCCCUCAUGAGGUGGGAGAUUUUGCCAUUCUGCUGCGAGCAGGAUUUGACCGCUGGAAAGCUGUCCGUAUGCAGCUCUCUACAGCGUUAGGAGGAGUCCUGGGGGCAUGUUUUGCUCUUUGCUCCCAGUCACAGCAUGGGGCAGAGAAUGCCACUGCCUGGAUCCUGCCCUUCACCUCAGGUGGCUUUCUCUACAUUGCGUUGGUCAAUGUGGUACCUGAUCUGCUACAGGAGACCAACCCUAGGAACUCCUUUCUACAGGUUCUGCUGUUGUUUUGUGGGAUAGCAGUCAUGGGUCUUCUCUCAGUCGUCAUGGACUAGCCACAGAUGAGCACUGCUUUUAUCAAGGGGCAUUUAGAGUGCUACCUAGCAUGUUGGAGGACUUAGGGACAGUUCACUCCACUGGUUAUGCUUUAAAUAAUUUUUGUCACCCCCCAAAGACCAUGCGAGGAAAGACCUAAGAAA
This is a messenger RNA of Sinocyclocheilus rhinocerous, 1581 nucleotides long. It is a transcript of the gene slc39a13, whose product is annotated as solute carrier family 39 member 13. The transcript has 11 exons. Bases 268 to 1437 code for a protein of 389 amino acids. Gene Ontology annotation, cellular component: membrane. NCBI's taxonomy places the organism in Eukaryota, Metazoa, Chordata, Actinopteri, Cypriniformes, Cyprinidae. Gene Ontology annotation, molecular function: zinc ion transmembrane transporter activity. The record is from RefSeq and is a predicted model, not a curated record. Gene Ontology annotation, biological process: zinc ion transmembrane transport; intracellular zinc ion homeostasis.